Messenger RNA from Caenorhabditis angaria, 484 nucleotides. Lineage: Eukaryota; Metazoa; Nematoda; Chromadorea; Rhabditida; Rhabditidae. The record is from the annotation of a GenBank genome assembly.
AUGUGGGAAAAUUUGGAAUUUCUACGUGAACCUUUAAAAUCAGAUAAGAAACGUGUUCUAAUUGACGUGUUAUUGUGUUUAAAAGGAGCAAUAAUUCAUCAGAAUCUCAAUUCGUCAAUUGUUUUACCUUACGGAAACUUAUUAGCCACAUUGAAAGUGAGUUCUAUUCUAGCUAUGAAAAUUCAUUGAUGUUUUCAGGUGUUAAACAAACAUGCCUCAAGUAGGGAAUGGUAUUCCAUCUGAAUCGAUUCCGACGCCUUUGUUGAUUGGUUUGGGAAUAGGCGCUGUUCUUGGUUUUGUUGCACUGAUUGUUCAUGUGAUUCUUGUCAAAAAUCUUGUCAAACAACGUCUCAAACAUAUACCGCGAGCAAGAAAAGCCAAGAAGGGAAAGAAAGGAAAGAAGGGAAAGAAGGGGAAGAAGGGAAAGAAGAGUAAUUCAACAUCGGGAGGAACAACUGGAACAACAAGUGGAACUACUGGAUAA